AUGGCCGACUCCUUUACUCUCCCCCUUCGGCCGGUCUUAGAGCGACAGGACCGGCCCGAUACUUUGCCAGUCGAGAUUGCUCAGAUCAACAAUCACUGGGGUUCCUUUCGAGAUGUCAAUGAGGAGGUUCUCCGCGCUAAGAUCGCCGAAGAGAGCGAGCGCAAUGGAGCACCAGCUUCGGAGGAUGGCGAUCAAGAGAUGAGCGAUGCUGAUACAACAGAGCGCCUUGAAAAAUUGUACAAGAAACGCGCCGAUAUCACCCAAUUCGCAGUACAAUCUCACAUGGAAGCCAUGUUUGCCCUUGAUUUUAUUUCGCUCCUGUUGUCGAAAACCUCGCCGCGCCAAGCCGAAACGUCCAUGUCCGCAUACCUCAAGCAAGUCGCACCUCUUGGUUCACUCGACGCCGAAGUGGUAAACCCACUGCCGAAAUCAGAAUCAGCCAUAAAGGAUACAUCGACGGUGUCAAGGGGAUGGAGAAUUCAGAACUUCAACUCGGCAUCCAACAAGCUAUUGAAAGCUGCCUCCAGGCUGGACACCGAGGUCGCAUCGGAGACUCGAUACUGGAAUGAGGUGUUAGCGGUCAAGGAGAAAGGCUGGAAAAUCUGUCGCCUGCCGCGUGAGAGACAAGCACUGGGUGUACAAUAUGGGUUCCUUGAAGCUACACCAGUCUUCCGCGACCGUGGACUUGCUUCUUUGCGACGGUCGCAAGAUGGAAGCCUGAUCCUAGACAAAGGGCUCAUUCCCUCUGGGGCGCGCUUUGUCCGUGUGCGAGUGAGACAAGGUACCCGCAUCUCCAGCAGCUCGAAACCUUUCAUGUCGCCGUCCGAUGAUGUUCAAUCGAUCGAGCAUCGUAUUCUGCAAGCGCGUGACUCUGUCUUCGAGGAAGAGCUGUUCCAUGAAUUGGUUCGCGAAGCCCGCUCCAUGGCAAGCAGUGGUGUCACAACUCGUCAGAAUCUAAUUCAAGUCCCUGCCUCUGAUGAUACGGAAAUUUUGCUGGAUUUGGUCGAUGCCGAUGGUGAGAGCAUUGAUACUGAGCAGAAGGAAUCUACAGCAACAGACCAGCUUCUUGCAGACGGCCUCGCCCACUCAAUCCGAAUUCUUCUUACCUUUGCGCAUCGCCAAAAUCUACGCCGACGUACACAACCCCCGCCGCCAUUGACCUCAAGGAAGCGAGUUACUCCAGAGUAUCAUUUACUUCGCCCUGCCCUUGGCUACUUCCAACACCUUGUACAGCUCCGCUGGCUGGAAUCAUAUCUCAAGGAGAUUCUAACUGUCCUCCGAUCAUCUGGUCUGAACGUGCCCGAGUUGAACAAAAAUUCGUUUUCUAGCGGCGAUCCUCCUCUAUCGUCUCUUUCACCAGCCUCAGUCGAGAAAUUCCUUCAGAAAUUCCUUAUGCCGAUUGAGUCCGUAUUCCGAGGAAAUCUUCUCACAACCCAGAGUUCCUUCAGUAUCACGAUUCGUACAAACCUAUCGGCACCACCCUUCGGAACUCAUUACGACCUGUCAUUCAACUUCCCCUCCUUCCCUGAUCUCAAGUCUCCUGGUCGAAUUAGUCUCAGGGAUGAGGUUGAGGCCGCUAUCACACAUAUCUUCCUACUAGAUGUGGUUUCCCAAAUCUCAUCUGAUCAACUACCCAAGAACAGUUCAGGUGGGACGGUGAAAAAAUGGGAUGCGAUUUAUCCUCAUCUCGGUGAAUUGCUGCUAUCUGGUAGCAAGAAUCCCGAGAGUAACAGAAAGAUGAAAGUGGUAUUGACCCGCCGUGAGCUUUCUCUUUCAACCUUCAUUGUGCGCGGCAUUGAUGGCGUUGGGCGUGGAGCCCGCGAACUACGAUCUGAGAACUCCUUUCCUAAUACUUGGAGCUCACUCCCAUCGUCAACUGAAAGUCAAAAACAUCAUUCCAUGAUGGACUUUGUCAUUGCUGAAGCUUCCAGAUAA
Molecule: messenger RNA, 1935 nt
Organism: Penicillium malachiteum
Lineage: Eukaryota; Fungi; Ascomycota; Eurotiomycetes; Eurotiales; Aspergillaceae
Product: mediator of RNA polymerase II transcription subunit 17
Exons: 2
Coding region: 1-1935 (644 amino acids)
Biological process (GO): regulation of transcription by RNA polymerase II
Cellular component (GO): mediator complex; core mediator complex
Molecular function (GO): transcription coregulator activity
Source: RefSeq, a predicted model, not a curated record